AUGUACAACACUAUACAAGGCUUUCCAGCAGACCCACCCUAAAUAAGAUCCUUUUACUAUAAACCACCUUCGCUGCCAAAGCUUCAUAUUGGUUAGAGCUCAAUGAAGGAACCUUCCUAAACCAACACUAGUCUCACCUUUUUCAAGCAAAGAUUCAAUCAGCACAGUGUUAAAGAGCUAAACACAUAGAAAAGGAUAGAGGAUUUGAAGAACAAGUUCAACAUUAACCGAUUUAUUGUCAGUCCAGCCAAUAAAAACCGUGAAACUGCUUUUCCCUAGAAGAGAGUAUCCCUAAUCUGCAAUUAAAUGCUCCUAGAAGAAGAACGAAACAUUUUCAAAAAGAAAAGACCUGUAGGCAGCAUAGAUAUGAGUUAUUAAUAAAAUAGCCAAUCUAUAAUUCAACAGUAAUAGCAAGAGAGUUAAAUUGGUACACCAUAGCAAAAUCAAAAGCGCCUAUCUUAAUUAGAAAUAAAUCAUAAAGCAAUAUAGAUGAAAAAUCCGAAUUCAAUUAUAAGAUAAAAAAGAGGAUAAUUUUUCAAUGCCCCUCUACUAACAAUUCAUUAACAUACUAGAUUCAUAACUCAAGGAGAAGAAUUUUAAAGUUAUCUACACAUUAAGAAAUGCUAGAGUCAAGAUGAAUUUGAGAAACAUAAGUCGCCAUUUAAAAAAAUCAUGACUAUGAAAAUAGAUAACAUCAGCAACCUAAAGCAAAUGAUGAUUAAUCCCUUUAUGGAUAUGCAGGACUUGAAAUUCAACAUAGUCAAGCAAAAGAAUAAUUUUGGCAUCGAAAGUAGUGCUAGCAAUUCUCGCAGAGGAGGACGACCUAGAUUUAAAAAAAGCAUUACACUCAGUAAUAAUCAAAAGGUCAGGUUUAGUCUUAAGGGUAUUUACAUGUCAAUUAUUGAUUCAGAUGGGAAUAUUAGACAGAAAAUAAAGAUGGAUGUAGAAAAAUCAUUCAAAGUUAUGCUCUUUCCUGAAUAAGAAUUGAGCUAGUAAAUUUUUGAAGAAUUGUUUUACAAGGAUGGGAAACUACAAAUAGACCAGGAUAAACUUAUUAAGAAUCUAUACUCAAGGUACCAAUUAAAUGAAACUAGGUAGAACUAUAGAACUAUCUGUGGAAGAUUAGUGAUUGAUAGGCAAGAUUUUUAUGUUAAAAUAAAGUAAUCCUUAUAAACAACUUAAAUUCAAUUUAGAAUGCCUUAUGUCAAAGUUUAUGAUUCAAAGUUGGGAAGGACUAUGAUAUUAUAUCUUGAUUUAAGCAUCGUAUUAGGUCUUAUAUAAAAUGGAAUAGAUUUAUGGCACUAAUAGGUAACCUUUUAAUAAUCUAAUGAAAUAUAGGUAAAAGCUAUGAUUGACUUCUACUAUAAUUAAUUGGAUUAGGUUAAGGACAUAUUCAAAAAUAAAUACAAAAUUAAGAAUUAAAAAAUCUAUCCUAUCCAAUCAAAGACAUAUGAUUACAUGAUAGAAAAUCUGUCUACUAAGCCAUAUAUGCUUUUUAAAAGAUUUUCAACUUAAAUCAUGAUCAUCAUCUACAAGAACUUUUAGUAUGAACUCAAUGAUGAAUUAGGAACUCUGAUCGGGAAAUUGGAAUGCCCUAUAAAAUAUGUCAACGAUAUGCUAAAAUAUCAAAGGUUUUAAGGUAAUCUUUCAGAAAAGGUAGCAGAAGAGUUAAUAAUUACGUUUGAUGAUAACAAGAAGGCUUUUAAAAUCGAAUGUGACCUUAGCAAAGUCUAGACUGAACAAAUUGGAGAGGCAUUUUUCAAAUCAGUCUCAAUAAACCCUUACUUCAUUAAAGAAACAGUUUCCAUUUCAUAUAGCUAAAAUAAGACAUUUUAAUUGUUAUUGAAGCCUGCCUAGGUUAAGUACAUAACGAAUGAAACAUAAACUCUGCUUGAACUAAAAUUCGACUAGGUUCACAAUCUUUCGAAACAGAAUUUCAUUAAUUGGGAGAAAUUCAUUCCAAAGAUAAGCCCUAAAUGA
Messenger RNA from Stylonychia lemnae, 1980 nucleotides. The record is from the annotation of a GenBank genome assembly. NCBI's taxonomy places the organism in Eukaryota, Ciliophora, Spirotrichea, Sporadotrichida, Oxytrichidae.